CCUGUGAGCCUGAUCGACAGCCAACUCUUGUCGGUUUUAGUCACUUUCAUGAGAAGGAGACAAAACAGCUCGGUGCGCUUCAUCUGACCGAGCGCGUGCGUGUCGGUCGUGUUUCGGAUCGCGGUCGCUUCCGUGUGUGAACUCUCUCCCCAACAGGAAUCAUUCAGGGAUCCAGCUGGCUCUAAACGCGGACAUGGGUGUUUCUCCACGCACGCAUUUCCACGCAUCUAUGUUCCUGGUUUGAGCCUUUUCGACGGUGAUCACCGCACCGACAAUGAUCUCCUUUCGCACGUCACUCUGAUUGCAACUUUGCGCCUUGACAGACACACACGGGAGGCACUUUGCGUGCACGCACUGCGCAUGGAUUUGCAGGAAUGGUGGAGGAAAGUGCGCGGCGUCCUCCUGCCUUUAGGAAACAACUUCUCCCAGCGCCCACCGUGUUCACGGCUCUUGUGAUGGUUCGAUCGUAAAGGGACGUCAUGAGCAACCACAAAGGCGGCGGCAUGGCUUCGAAGGAGAGGCUGUACGAGCUGUGGAUGAUCUAUUACACCAAGAAAGAUGUUGGCUAUUUGCAGCAGUGGCUCGAGGCAUUCGUGGCAUCCUUUGAGAGGCUCAUUGAUGUGCAGUCACUGCAGCCACGAAGGCUGGAGGACAGCAGCUCGGAGGUGCCCUUACUCCCCCGGGAGGUCCUCGUUUUGCUCGGCACGCAGCUAUGGCACAGCGCGCUUCACCUCUCCGAGCAGAGCAGCAGCACCCCGCACCCGCUGCUCAUCAUUAAGUUCUUCAUCAUAGUCUGCAGGAACAUGGAAAACAUUGACCCAGAAAAGACUCCUGGAUUUGUCUUUGAAACGAUCAAACUUUUGAGUUUUUGUUUGGACCAGCUAAAGAAGGGAAAAGGGGACCGUUCGUCUCUUCAGUUGGUCGUGCUACAUGGACUCGUACUGUGUGAGAGUUUGUUUGACCCUUAUCAGACAUGGAGGAGACGUCUCGCAGGGGAGGAGGUGACCUUGUUAGAGAGGAACAAGUAUAAGUUCUCUGCACUGGCCUUGCCAGAGGAGCUGCCUGCACUGUUCCAUGAUGGUCUACAGGACAGUGAGCACAUUCCAGAAGACCUCACACUCAGGCUGGUUCAUCUUCAGGGUGCAGUCAUCAGCGGGGGAAAGAAGAAUGGCCUUCUCUCCAUCACUCCUCACUCUGUUGAGGACCUGUUUUCUGUUCUGCGAGUAUGGUGCUGCCGGACCUCCCAAGAACCCAAGGACACUGGACUUCCACGACUGACCUUACAGUGCCUGACUGCUAUGAUCCACCUUCUGCACUCCAGCAGCCCUGCCGAGCGACAGGUGGAGAUUAGGACAAUACUCGAGAACUACUUCCAGCUCCUCAACUGGAAUCGUCCACUUAGCAGCGAAGAAAACGACAGAGAGACUUGGGAGGACAACCUUGUCUCCCUCCAGAGCCAGAUGCUAACUGCUGUGCCUGAGAUCCUGCAGUGCUCUGACAGACCAGUCCUGCAGGCUGUCUUCCUCAACAACAACUGCUUUGAACACAUCCUCAGGCUCAUUCAGAACAGCAAGCUCUUUCAGAGCAACAGGCGUAGGCCGCAGCAUAAGGUUGAAUGUGACUUCACGACAAGUUUACACACAGAGGUCGAAGUGGACCAGGUUUUGGAAAAAGGAUCAGACAGCAUUACAGUUCAUGCUUUGGGAGUCUUAACGGCUAUUAUGAGUAACUCUCCCUCUGCUAAGGAGGUUUUCAAGGAGCGGAUUGGGUACUCCCAGCUUUACGACGUGCUGAAGAGUCAAGGUUUGCCCACCAAACGGCUGUUGCAAGAACUGAUGAACAUGGCAGUGGAGGGUGAGCAUGUUCAUGCCCAUCAUAUUGGCAUUAGUAAUGAACAGCCCUUGCUGCUGCUCCUGCAGUGGCUUCCUGACCUGUCAGGUCAGAGGGGCCUCCAGCUGCUCGUAGCCCAGUGGCUGGAUACGGUAUGCGGAGGGUCUUUGUCCUGCAGGACGGUGGCUGUGGAGGCAGGCAUGGUGAAGGCUUUAUUGCAGGUGCUCUCUCAGCCCCAUUGUCUUGAUAGGCAGUGUGCUGAUUCCCUCCUGGACCUCCUCCAAGACUUGGGCUCCCUGUGUUUGAGACCAGAGGAGCUGAAGACCCUGCUCAGACUGCUCAGAGUGAAUCAAAAUGGCAACAUAGUAGUGGGCAAGAGGAUACAUCCAUACUGCACUCAGAUGACCAGAAUGCUCUCAGCCAUGGCGGCCAGAGAAGGUCAUGAUAGUGCCUUACAGUACUUUGAUCUUUCACCCCCCAUGGCGGGUAUCAUGGUGCCCACUGUUAACCGCUGGCCAGGCAAUGGAUUUGCCUUUUAUGCUUGGCUCUGUCUCAACAUGGAUUUUGCAUCCUGUCGCUCUGACUUUUCCAACAACCAUAACCCCUCCUCCAAUGAUGGCACAGGUGUUUAUCGUGACUUGAGCAAAGGACCACGCAGGAAGCAGCUCUACAGUUUCUUCACAGCAAGUGGAACUGGGCUAGAAGCCUUCUUCACCAUGGAAGGUGUGCUAGUGGUGGCUGUCUGCACAAAGAAAGACUACAUGGCUGUUGCACUGCCAGAGUACCCACUAGCUGACUCACGCUGGCAUUCAGUGUCCAUCGUCCACAUCCCGGGCCGUCGUCCAUUUGGUCAGAACCUGGUCACCAUUUACAUCGAUGGCGAGCAGCGUAAAACUGUUCAGCUUCGCUUUCCGUCUUUCAGUGAGCCAUUUACCUCCUGCUGCAUCGGGUCUGCUGGCCACCGGACCACCACCACCACCACCUCCCCCAAUCUCUCCACGUCUUCCUCCUUACCAUCACCUGAGUUUUCUUUCCCUGUCCAUUCCCCCUCGCUCAUACGUUCCCAGUCCUUCCCAGCUACCUUUGCUGGAGGACGAUGGGGGCCUCAACAAGACUGCCCUGUGAACACCAUCUCAGCAGGUAUGCAGGACACGGAGUGGGGCACACCCACAUCUCUGGAUGGACUCCUAGGCACAGCCUUCAUCUGCCACGAGACCCUGCAGCCAACUCAGAUAAGAGCUCUGCACGCUGCAGGCCCCAAUCAUGUGUCAUUAUUCAAAGCGGAUGGUGAGUUGUCUGAACUCAACACCAAGCUGCUGCUCUACUACACUCCACAGGCCUUCAAGAACCAGAUAUGCCUGGAUCUGGCUGCCAAUCACCAAUAUGAUGGCAGGCUGACGGGACACCGGGUAGUGAACUGGGACAUCAAGGAUGUUGUAAAUGUGGUGGGGGGUAUAGGUGUUAUGCUACCCCUGCUGGAGCAGGUAUGUGAUGCAGAACAGAUUGACAGUGGUAGUGAGGAGACUUCAGACUUGCUGGGACCAGAACUCACCUCCUCCCGAGGUUCUGCUGCCAUGUUGCUGCCACUGAACAAGUCUGCUGAAGGCCGGCUUGAGAGAAACAGCAUUGCUGCCUUCUUGCUGCUGAUUAAAAACCUCAUUCGUCAUCAUCCAGUAAAUCAGGAGAGUCUGCUGCAGUGUCAUGGGCCGAGCAUCAUAGGAGCCAUGCUGAGCAAAGUUCCAGGCAGUAUGAUGGACUUGAACGUUUUGAUGGCAUGCCAGCACCUGCUUGAGCAGGUUUUCAAUGAGGGCAACAGUUUAUUGCUGCAGCAACUCUACCAGCACCUGCUCUUUGACUUUCGCAUUUGGACUAAAAGCCAUUUCGCUGUUUCUCUGGCUCAUGUCCAGUACCUGUCAUCUGUGAUAAAUAAAGGCAAGCAGCGCAUGAGGAGGAAGUACGGGGUUCAGUACAUAUUGGAUACCAUUCGGACGUUCUACAGAGUGGAGAAAGAUGGCAGCACUCUGUCCGACGGGAAGCAGACGAUUCAGACCGCUCUGUUUUCCACGCUGAAAGACUUUCUCAAGUCUCCUACUACUGAGGAUCUUCACAGCAUCCUCGCCUACAUUGUGACCGUAGGAGACGAGCAGCAGGUGGUGAGUGCGUUGGAUGUGCUCUACGACCUCUUGCGGACCAGCCCUCCUCGGGAACAGGUGCAGGCCGUGCUGCUGGAGUGGGGAGUAGAGCAGCUUUACUGCUUGUUGCGAACACCCAGUUUUGGAGAUGAAGUCAGAGAGAGGGUCUUCAGGGUUUUAUACAAAAUACUCAAGAGUGAGCGUGUGUCCGAGCGGGCCAAGCAGCGUAUUAAGUUGAAGGACUUCGGUUAUCUUGGCCUGGUGUGCUUCCUUGAAGACAUUCCCGCAACCAUGACCACUGUGCGAUGUCUGUACGAACAAGUUCUUGCUACAGAUAGCAGCCCAAACUUCAGAGACCUCCUCGCAGUCGUCUGUCUGUCCCAUCGAGCGGAGCUCACUGUCCGUCUGGAUGUCUGUCGCAAGCUUUUUCACCUGAUAUAUUCCAACGAGGACUUUGUGAAGCAGCUCGCUAAACAACCUGGCUGGCAGGAUGUUUUGACAAAACUCUAUGUGAAAGAGUCCUAUGAGUCCCGUGUGUUCAGCCUUGAAAACUCCACCGCGUACAGCCCUUUGGAAUCCAGUGACCGGCCGCCACUGUGCCGGGGGAAGGCUGUGGUUUUAGAGGACGCAGGCACUAACAUCUUCCUGAGUUACCCCUCUUCACAAGACAUGGAGGAUGAUGAGGAGGAGGAUGAAGGUGGCCAGCAUGAUAUUUCUGAAGGAUUCUGUGAUUUAUCUCAGUCCCCUCCAAGUGGAGGAGAAGACACACUAAAAGACUACACAGGCUCUAUCCAUUUUAAGUCAUUUGAUUCAGUGGACCAGGAGAGUCACUCAUCUUCCCAGUCCAAUAUUGUUGAUGCUCUCUUAUCUCGUCCAGAUGAAGACUACACACCCCUGUCCCCCUUUGGUACAUUGCCCUUUGAUUUGGAGUUGAGUGGCAUGUCAGAGCUUAAUUCUGGGACAAGUGCACCUGCAUCGGCAAGUAGCCAAGCAAACACACCAUCUCCUCUAGAUCUCUGUAAACCGUUCCCUCCACUCAGACCAAGGAAGAGCUCCAGUCUGUCCAACGUGCUUGAUGAUACCAGCUAUGGCACAGACCCUCCUACUGGAGACACAAUCUCCAAUACGUCCAACCCACAGCAGACGCCUGAGGAAGAACUCUGCAACCUUCUAACUAACAUCGUGUUCUCGGUGCUGUGGAGCGGCAGCGGGGCAGAGGGGGCGGAUGAUGUGGUGUGGAGACAAAGGGGACAGGUGUUUUCUGUUCUUACCAAGCUGGGGUCCUCCUGCCAGCUGGUCCGUCCGCCAGAUGACAUCAAACGCAGUCUGCUAGAGAUGAUGUUGGAAUCAUCUCUGUCGGACUUGAGGGAUGCCCAGGGAGUGUCUCUGCCUUUCUGUCCCAGCCUGGUGCGCCUCCUAAGGCUGCUGCAAGACUUCCUGUUUGCUGAGGGCACAGACAACUACACACUGUGGAGUGAGAAGAUCUUUGAAGGGGUGGUGAACUUGCUGGACAAGUUGAAGGCCUGGCAUAGCACCCCAGGCAGUCCCGGGAACACUGAGCUGAAGGAAAUGGCUCAGAUCGGUCUGCGUAUCAUCACUGGCUACAUCCAGCAACAGCACUCACAGGUAUGUGUGAUGGCCUGUGUGAAGCUGCACAGCCUACUCCAGACAGUGUUAUGUCUCAGCUGGGAUGAGGUGUGCUUUUUGCUGGGGCAGCUGGGCGCCCCCCUGUGGCCAGGAGGUGUAAUGGAUGGUACCAGCUGCGGACAUUUGGAGACCUUCUCUCACCUGGUGCCCAUUGUGCGCACGCUCCUCGACCAGCACGCUGACCCCGUCACCCUCCAGAACCUGCUGCCCAACCUCCCCAUCACCAACGGCAGCACUACCUUCGCUCAGGAUUUGAAAGCGUACUGUCACACGCUGGAGUGGCAAGAGUUCUACCAACAGGAGGUUCAGCCGACCAUGGAGCAGUAUGAGCUGGACACGUUCGGGAGGAGCCAUGAUAUCAUGUCUAACUUCUGGAAUUCUUGCUUUGAUGACGUGAUGAGUACGGCUUACAAACGGGACAAAGACAGAUCUGACAGCAAGGCAAAGUUUCAGGAAGUGAUAGUGGACCCAUUCCUGAAGAGAACUAGAAGUGAGAACAAUAGGUACCACAGUGGACAGAAGCAGAGCUCCGGCCAGCAGGUGGUGGUGUGGCAGCACUGGAAAGCUCUGCGCCGGCUUUUGGCCAGUGAAAGGGGAGCAUGGGCUGGAAGGGCUCAGCCAGAGGUGAAAUGGAAACUUUCCAAUGCUGAGACAUAUUCAAAGAUGCGUCUCAAACUUGUGCCGAAUUUCAACUACGACCCUCAUACUGAGGCCAGCGCCCUGAGGGACAACAUGGGAGCUGAUAGUCCUCGUAGCUCUGAAACUCUCCCAUUGGCUGUUGCCAAGGAAGCGAAAGUAAGUGACAUGAAGGACGACCAGUUAGGAGAGGAGGAUCUCGUCUUUUUGGACAACAAGGCAGAGGGAGAAGAUGAAAGCCAGAAAGAAAAACUGGUUCUGUCUGAAGACUGUGAACUCAUCACCAUCGUGGCAGUCGUUCCAGGUCGCUUAGAGGUUACCACACAUCACCUUUACUUCUUUGACGGCAGCAGUGAGAAGGAAGAGACAGAGGAAGGUAUUGGCUUUGAUUUCAAGAGACCUCUGUCUCAGCUCCGUGAAGUUCAUCUGAGGCGUUACAACCUGCGGCGCUCUGCACUGGAGCUCUUCUUCAUAGACCAGGCUCACUACUUCAUCAACUUCAAGAAGAAGGUACGAAACAAAGUAUAUUCUAGGAUCCUGGGUCUGAGACCUCCGAACCUGUUUUACUUUGGUUCUCGCUCCCCCCAAGAGCUGCUGAAGGCUUCUGGGCUGACACAGAAAUGGGUGUACAGAGAGAUCUCCAAUUUUGAGUAUUUGAUGCAGUUGAACACCAUUGCUGGGCGUACUUACAAUGAUCUGUCCCAGUAUCCUGUGUUCCCUUGGAUCCUGUGUGACUACACCUCUCCUAUCCUGGAUCUGGAGGACCCAACAGUUUUCAGAGACUUGUCCAAACCCAUCGGUGUGGUCAACCCCCGCCAUGCACAGAAUGUCCGAGAAAAGUAUGAGAGCUUUGAGGACCCAACGGGCACCGUUGACAAAUUCCACUAUGGCACACACUACUCUAAUGCAGCAGGAGUCAUGCACUACAUGAUCCGAAUGGAGCCGUUCACCACCCUGCACAUCCAGCUGCAGAGUGGCAGGUUUGACUGUGCAGACAGACAGUUUCACUCGGUGGCUGCAGCCUGGCAGGCUCGCAUGGAGAGUCCCGCAGACGUCAAAGAACUCAUCCCAGAGUUCUUCUACUUCCCAGAAUUCCUGGAGAACAUGAAUGGCUUUGACCUGGGCCAUUUGCAGAUAUCACAGGAUGAAGUGACAGAUGUUUUGCUGCCUCGCUGGGCCUCAUCAAGAGAAGAUUUCAUCAGGCAACACCGGAAAGCCCUGGAAUGUGAGCAUGUGUCCAGUCACCUACAUGAGUGGAUUGACCUCAUCUUUGGCUACAAGCAAAGAGGCCAAGAGGCAGUGAACGCCCUCAAUGUUUUCUACUACUGUACUUAUGAGGGUGCUGUAGAUUUGGAUGCCAUUGCCAAUGAGACGGAGCGCAAGGCACUAGAGGGCAUCAUCAGUAACUUUGGACAAACCCCCUGUCAGCUGCUUAAGGAGCCUCACCCUCCACGUAUGUCAGCUGAGAACACGUCUCGGCGGCAGGCCCGCUUGGACACUUUGCCCCCAAAUAUCUUUGAACAGCUUGAUAAACUACGCUUGUUUGUUGAGGUGAUUUGUGACGGCCUUCCUCUGGUCGAGGCAGUCGUACCAAAGAACCAGAAUCGCUCCAUCAUCCAGGGCUCAGACAUGCUUGUGACUGUCAGUUCGAAUGGUUUGUUAGGGACACACAGCUGGCUCCCAUAUGAUAAAAACAUAGCCAACUACUUCACCUUCACAAAGGACCCCACCAUGACCAAUCCAAAAACUCAGCGUGUCUUGAGUGGGCCUUUUUCUCCGGGAAUAGAGGUCAGUACUCAGGUGCUGGUCGUGUCCAACGAUGGUCGCCUGCUGUUCAGCGGAGGCCACUGGGACUGCAGCCUCCGUGUCACACAGCUGGCCAAGGGCAAGCUGGUGGGCAGGAUCUGCCGGCACAUUGAUGUUGUAACUUGCUUGGCUCUGGAUCUUUGCGGCAUCUACCUCAUCUCUGGUUCAAGGGACACUUCCUGCAUAGUGUGGCAGGUUCUACAGCAGGGUGGCUUUUCCAGCGGUCUGUCUCCACGACCAGUGCAAGUUCUCUAUGGACACGAUCAGGAGGUCACCUGUGUAGCCAUCAGCACUGAACUGGACAUGGCUGUCUCAGGGUCAAAGGACGGCACUGUAAUUGUGCACACCAUCCGCCGGGGACAGUUUCUCAGAUCGCUGCAUUCUCCUGAGGAUAGCUGCGUGCCAGCGCAAAUCUCUCGGCUCCAGGUGGGCUUGGAAGGCCACAUCGUGGUACAGACAUCUCUGGAGGAACGUUCUAUGCGAAAGGGCAAGUACUCCCUCCAUGUUUACUCUGUAAACGGCUGUCUGCUGUCCUCCGUCACCAUAGAUGAGCAGGUGACGGCGCUGCACCUGGUGUCUGAAUACGUCAUCGUGGGCACUUUACAAGGAAACCUUCACAUACGAGAUCUGUGCAGCCUGAACCUUGUGGUGGCGCCCCGGGCCUUAAAGGUUCCUGUGAUGUGUAUAUCUGUUACUAAAGAGGGCAGCCACAUCCUAGUGGGCCUCGAGGAUGGCAAGCUAAUAGUUGUGGGGGCAGGGAAGCCAGAGGAGGUUCGCACAGGACAAUUUGGCACGCGCCUGUGGGGCUCCACUCGCCGCAUCUCUCAGGUGUCCUCGGGUGAAACGGAGUACAAUCCCACUGACAACGAUGGGAAAUGAGACGGUCGGCUGUGGGAAAGAAUCUGUACGUUGCAGAUAAAAUGCCCCAUGAGGACUACUCGGAAACGCUGAUCAAUCUGGAAGACCAGCGAUACACAGAGCACUUUCUUCUCCUUUUAUAAAUCAGCAUCAUUCCAAAGAGUGGCCUUUUUCUCGAUGGACCAUGAGGUUAUGAACUGCUGUUGGACUGUAUAUAUUUGAUACUGAGUCAUACUUCAGGGACGUGACUCACUCUGACGCAUGUACAGCCUCAGAAACAGAGCGCAGCGCUGUGAACUCUCCGCGCUCCGUAUUCCGUAUGUGUCUGAGGAACAAUCUCUUCCCAAAGUCUUUGUUUGGGCACAUUUUAAAGUCCUGAAAACUUGAAAAGUGCAGCCAAUGUUGCUCGAGUUUUCUGUUUUGCAAUACUGGUGAGUACCACAAGAGGGCAGACUAUGUGCAUUAUGCGCGAUAAAGCUGCUGUGGCUGUUGCAUAGAGCACCAUAGAAGAAGAGCUUCUAUAGUGCUGUGUGAGCUGUUAUGAUCUCUGCUGGUAAACAACGGGAUUUACUGAUCCUAGAUUUCUUCUGCAUGCUGAUAGGCUGCAGGAAAUGUUACAAACAAAGUGACGGCUGCUGAAACGGUCAAGUAUGUGAAAUAUGAUCACUCUUUUAUGGUGUUUUUUUUCUGUGAGUUUGGAUGCAAUUAAACUCACAUGGAGAGCAUUACAUGGUGGACUAAAAGGCCUUUAACAAAUCCAGACUUCUUUCAUUCUUGUUCCCACGUUGCUAUCUUUGUUUAUUUGAUCUGAAAGUGCCUUUUUUGUGAUUUCCAUCUUGAACCGUGUGCAAACACUGAGUUACAAAUCUUCCAUUUCUUUCUGACGUGGUGAGUUUGAUGUUAUGUUUUAUUUAAGCACACCUCACUGUUUUACUCUGACUCAUAUUUAGAAGCUGUUACUGGACUCGAUCAGCUGUUGGCUGAGUGUGCCUGGUGUGUUUAUGAAGGACUAAAAAGAUCUGAAGGGGCGAUGGCGCUGAAACACAUGAGCAGUCUGAGCAAGCAACUGAGGAAUUCAUGUCUUUCCUGAGGGUUUGACCCAAAUGGUCGCUGUGCAGUGUCAUGUCAAGAGGGACGACAGAAUAAUUUGGGUAAAUAACAUUUUGAGUUGUUUGUGGUAUAUUCAGGCGGUCUACAUUCAGAUGUAAGAUGGCAUAGAGAAAUGUUUUGUGACUGUAUGAGUGUUUUCGUCCAUGAGCCCAAAGCCAAUUUUGAUUGGUACCAUUCAGCAUGUCCAAACAGCAUACAUAAUCAGCCUCAGUGUACCAUGGCCUACACAAAAAUGUAUGAUUGCUCUUCCAGGAUGGUAGCUACCACCGUGUACGAGUCAAUGAAGGAUUACACAGGGGUCAAAAUUUUAAAAAUGCUCCAAAGUAAACCACAUUAUUUGUCUGAUGGUAAAGAUUCCAAACAGGUAUAGUUUGGACUGUCUGUGACUGAAAGUUAUGAAGUUACUUAGGUAAAAAUAAAUUAUAUUAAUUCUAGUUUUUACAGGGAUCAAAAGUUAAAGUUGCUCCAAUUUGGGUAAAAAGUGAUUAUUGGUGGAGCCAGCAGAAUUAAUAAAUGAAAAAGUUCUGACUGUGUUGAAUGCUUGGUGUCAAAGUACUGGUCAAACAAGGACCAGUGGAUUCUGUGACAUAUAUUAUUACCCCGUAACGUGAUAACUAAGCAUAAGAAAUGGGGCAAACUAUUGCUUUCUAGAACUGUAUUAGCAAACCCAUUAAUUUGCAUCACUUUUUACCAAAAUUGGGACAAGUUCAGUUUUUGACUCAUGAACAAACUAAAACUGUUCUUUGUCACCAUUUUUACCCCAUGACAUUCAGUCAUUGAUAGUCCAAACUAUACCAUUUUGAAAUCCUUGUGAUCAGACAACAAUAACUAUUCUUUCAAUAUUAUUGAAGCAUUUUUGAAUUUUGGCUCCUGUGUAUUCUUUCACUGACCCCUCUCUGGUCUAUAGCUACCAGGCUGGGAUGGCUAGCAUACAUUAUGUAGAGACCAUGGUACACUGAGGCCGGACUGUAAGUGUUGUUUGAGCACUUUAAGUGGAACGACAACCUGCUUGGCUGAUGGACUGUUUGUGCAGACAGCUGGACAUGUUCAAGAACCCACUUGGUUACACACUGAUAUCCUUUUAUAUGACUUUACACUGUUCAGCUCAACGGAAUAUGAAUGUAAUUUAAUUACAGUUAUGCAGUCAUACUCAGAUUACAGUGAAAUCACUUCAGAGUUGGGUCUUUGCAUUCAUGUUCCUCUCACAACAUGUAAACUGCUGUUCACGCAUCUGCUGUUUGUGAUAUUUGCUGUUCUGUCCUGAAUUUAGCUCACAGUAAUCCAUCAAAAGCCUUAAGUUAAGGUCAACACUGCCUUGACUUUGGAUCUAAUGACUCUUUAUCCACUAUUGUCUUGCAUUUGUAUUGUUCUUCUGAAAAUAUACUUUUAAAACAAAUCA
Molecule: messenger RNA, 11418 nt
Organism: Thalassophryne amazonica
Lineage: Eukaryota; Metazoa; Chordata; Actinopteri; Batrachoidiformes; Batrachoididae
Gene: nbeal2
Product: neurobeachin-like 2
Exons: 55
Coding region: 480-8930 (2816 amino acids)
Biological process (GO): intracellular protein localization
Cellular component (GO): membrane; cytosol
Molecular function (GO): protein kinase binding
Source: RefSeq, a predicted model, not a curated record